This is a messenger RNA of Arachis ipaensis, 360 nucleotides long. NCBI's taxonomy places the organism in Eukaryota, Viridiplantae, Streptophyta, Magnoliopsida, Fabales, Fabaceae. The record is from RefSeq and is a predicted model, not a curated record.
AUGAGGUUUCUAAUGUCUUCUUCAGAUCAACUUGAAAGUGAAAUGAAGAGAUUUGCUAAUUGGAUACUUGAUGUUGAAAAUGAAAAUAUUGGUUCUGUUAUUGGUGAUGAGUCAGAAGUUGAAAUUUCAGAUGAUCUAUUGAUUACAGUUACUGAUGACCCUCUCUCUCAUUUGGUAGUCUUUACAUAUCCAAAUUUGUUACCAAACAUGUCAGAUUACGGGUAUUUUCAGAAUAGGACAUUCUUGCACCCACGCUUGAGAGUGUCGAGAAGACUUGAGAUGAAAUGUGUAACAGGGAGUACAAUAUCAUAUGUCAAUUGCUUUUCUAAUGAGAUUAGUAAGAUACUAGGUUAUCGGUAA